This is a messenger RNA of Soboliphyme baturini, 294 nucleotides long. Lineage: Eukaryota; Metazoa; Nematoda; Enoplea; Dioctophymatida; Soboliphymatidae. The record is from the annotation of a GenBank genome assembly.
AUGACGAAGGGUACAUCUAGUUUCGGAAAACGCCAUACCAAGACACACACGUUAUGUAGGCGAUGUGGUCGGUCAUCGUACCACAUUCAGAAGCACAGAUGCGCAUCAUGCGGCUAUCCUUCGAAGCGUUUGCGACGAUAUAACUGGAGCGUUAAGGCGAUCCGGAGGAGAACUCAAGGAACUGGUCGUAUGCGGUACUUGAAGGUGGUUCAUCGUCGUUUCCGGUAUGCUGAAUCAUUUUUAAUUCAUUUUAAGCUUAUCAGUAAGGUUUCUUAUGCUCAGAUUCCGUAUUAA